AUGUUCCGCAUCCAUCUUCUGGACACUUGUUGGAGCAGAGGCAGACUUGAGUUUGCUGGAGCCUGGGUGGGCACAGCUCUGACCUUCACAGAGCCGAGUGUGACUGACCCUGAGGUCCAGGCGCCGCAGAGGAACCAGAGGUACACAGGGGGACGCACCGCUGGUAAUCUGCUAAUCCCUGAAGCGGAGUACAUGUCAGAGCUGCUGCAGCCCUACGCCCCCAGAGCCCUCAGACCUGCAGCUCCUCCUCACUGUUCCCAAGUCCAGACUUAG
Knipowitschia caucasica is the source of this 273-nucleotide messenger RNA. The record is from the annotation of a GenBank genome assembly. NCBI's taxonomy places the organism in Eukaryota, Metazoa, Chordata, Actinopteri, Gobiiformes, Gobiidae.